GGCCUCCAGGGGGCGCAUGUUCAUCUGAAGACAGUCCUCCUGUCCGUUGGCUCUUCCGUUUCCGUGAGGCAAGAGCCGCAACAACACAGCCACAGACAGGUUUAGAUUAAGAUUAAAACCAUUUGAAGAAUAAUCGUGUCUGAGGAUGUCGGGGCAGAAGCGUCCUGCUGAUCCGAGCGGUUCCUCGUCCUCCGGUGCGCCCCCCGAGAAGCGGAGGGAGAGGGAGGGAGAGGACGGGGGUCCCGGUGUCAGCGCCGGGGGGAGCACCGCGGUGGAGACAGUCAUCAAACUGGGAGGAGUGUCCAGCUCAGAGGAACAAGACAUCAAAGCUCUUCAGGCAAAGAACCGAAAGUUGGGGGAAGCUCUUGAUCAAAGACAGGUGAUUGAGGAUGAACUGCGAGAGCGUAUAGAGAGGCUGGAGACCCGCCAAGCUACUGAUGAUGCCAGUCUGCUGAUUCUCAAUCGAUACUGGAACCAGUUCGAUGAAAACAUCAAACUGACUGGCAGACGUUAUGAUCAAGCGAGUAGCGAGCCUGAGAAACCUCUGGCAAGUGAAGGACGGAGCCUGAAGCCAGAAACUCCAGAACCUGAUGGCGACUCGAACCAGGAGAGAGCAAAGGACAGAGGCCACCAGGGAGAGACAACAAACUCCUUCUUAGCCACACUGGCGAGCAGCAGCAGUGAGGAGAUGGAGGCUGAGCUCCAAGAGCGGGUAGAGUCCAGCCAGAAGCAGGCUAACCAUGUGGUGGAGAUCUACGAGUGUCUGAAGAGUAUUGUGGAUAAACUGAAGACUGAGCGGGACUCUGGAGCAGAGGCCAGUCUGUGGCAGAUAGCCUCCAAACUAAACACACUCCUGACCAGUGAGAACGAGCGGCUGCAGCAGCUGACAGAGGACCUCAAGCAGAGGCACAGUCAGAUGACGAGUGAGUCCCGGUCUCUGGGUCGUGCAGCUAACAAAGCAGACCAGCGUAUCGGCGAGCUACAAGUUCUGAUUGAUGAGCUCCAGUGGGACAUGGAGAAGAUCCGCCGCAGAGAGAACAGACUGAAUGCACACUUGAGUGAGAUACUGGAAAGGGUGAACAGCAAAGGCUAUAAAGUGUGCGGGGAGGCCAGCAGUGUCUGUGGAACCAUCACAAUUAACAAGAGAAAGUUUGAAGAAAUGAACAGUGAGAUGGACGAGAGCAGAGAGCUGGCAGAUAACCGUCUCAUCGAGCUGCAGAAGCUCCAGCAGGACCUGCAGACUGUGCACCAGGAGAACAACAGCAUGAAGGCCGAGCUGAUGAGUCGAGCAGAGGGUAUGGUUAAAGACACUUCUGAGUACCGCUGUCUUCAGUCGCAGUUUUCUGUUCUCUACAACGAGUCACUGAUCCUUAAGGCUCAGUUAGAUGAGACACGCGCCCGACUUAACACUACCAGAACGGCGAGGCUUCGACAGCUGGAGCACAUGGAGAAGAACGAUGAGGUGGCUCUGCAGAGGAAGGUACGCACGGAGGUGUUUCAGCUGGAGGACACUCUGGCUCAGGUCAGGAAGGAGUACGAGAUGCUGCGUAUUGAAUUUGAACAGACCCUCGCUGCCAAUGAGCAAGCAGGACCCAUCAACAGGGAAAUGCGUCACCUGAUCAGCACGCUGCAGACGCACAACCAGCAGAUGAAGGGAGAGGUGGUGAAAUACAAGAUUAGACUGAGAGAGACUCAAACUGAGCUCAACCAGGUCCGGGCCUCAAAAGGAAAUGCUAUUCUUCAGUCGCAGUCAAGCACGGAGAUGGACGUAAAGGAUGAGACAACCUCUCCUACUCCAGCCAUCUCUGGAGAUCCUGCGAUCAAGACAGAUCCUGACAACGGCUCCUCAACACCCAACAGCACUGGAGCCUCAGUGAAAACGGAGCCUGGACUAGAGCCUGAAGGGACAGUAAAAGAGGAGGACAAAGAGGAGAAAAAAGAGAAGGAUGAAAAGAAAGACAAGGAGGUCUUAAAGAAAGAGGAGAAAGACCGAGAGCGAGAGAAGGAGAAGGAAAAAGAGAGAGAGAGGCCGACCCGCAGCAGUGGGAGCGGCGGCGCGAUAAAGGAGGAGAAGGAGAAGCCGGGGAGCAGCGGCCAACCAGAGGAGACAACUGGGGAGCGCCCGUCGAUGGUUGGAGGAUCAAAGAGGAAGGAGAUGGAGCAGCUGAAGAUCGUCAGGGCAGAGCUCAAAAAAGCUCAGGAGUCCCAGAGGGAGAUGAAGCUGCUGCUGGACAUGUACCGCUCGGCACCAAAGGAGCAGAGAGACAAAGUCCAGCUCAUGGCUGCAGAGAAGAAGUCCAAGUCAGAGGGGGAGGAACUGCGGCAGAGGCUGAGAGAGCUGGAGGAGCGAGAAAGGAGGGAGGGCAAGAAAAUGGCAGAUGAAGAGGCUCUGAGGAAGAUCCGCUCUGUGGAGGAGCAGAUUGAUAUCCUCAACAAGAAACUCUCUAUAGCUAAACAGGAGGAGGACGCGCUGCUGAGCGAGAUGGACGUCACGGGCCAGGCCUUCGAAGACAUGCAGGAACAGAACAUUCGUCUGAUGCAGCAGCUCAGAGAGAAAGAUGAUGCAAAUUUCAAGCUGAUGAGCGAGAGAAUCAAGUCCAACCAGAUACACAAGCUGCUCAAGGAGGAGAAGGAGGAGUUAGCCGACCAGCUGCUCACCCUAAAAACCCAGGUCGAUGCCCAGCUGCAAGUGGUGCGGAAGCUGGAGGAAAAGGAGCGCCUCCUGCAGGGCACGAUCAGCACUGCAGAGAGGGAGUUGGCACUGCGAACACAAGCCUUAGACAUGAACAAGCGCAAGGCGCAGGACUCUGCUUUGCUGUCGGAGGAGGUGCGGACUCAGCUGGAGCAGGUACAGCAGAAACUGAACCUGGUCAGAGAGGAGGUUGUAGAGAACAGCAUCUCCCGGGAAAAAGAGUCCUUCAAUGCCCGACGAGCACAGGAGGACAUCUCCAAACUCAGGAGGAAGAUUGAAAAAGCAAAGAAGCCAGCAGAGAAAAUCAGUAGCGGGGAUGACAUCCUUAAUGAAGAAAUCAAUGACUAUAAGGCACGUUUAACAUGUCCCUGCUGCAACUCUCGAGUGAAGGAUGCAGUCCUGACUAAGUGCUUCCACGUCUUCUGCUUCGAGUGCGUCAAGACACGCUACGACACUCGGCAGAGGAAGUGCCCAAAGUGCAAUGCUGCCUUCGGAGCGAACGACUUCCACCGCAUUUACAUUGGCUGAAGCUGCUGUGAUAUUAAACACUGCCCGGAGCAGAGGACUCCCCUCUCUCUGAACAUGGAACUCCCUCUCUCCUGAGUGUAAAAGACACUACGAGUGUGAUAUCUGCGGCUGCAGUGACCCUCUGAACUGAACACUUUUAAGUGUGUUCUUUAACAGUGACUGAAUUCAGCUUCUUUAUCCAGUAUUCACCACUUUACUGUGCAUUCUCAGAAACCACUGGAGAAGGAAUGUAGAGACCUGAGAUUCUGCAAAUUUGCAUCACAUUCCAAGUGUGUGUGUGUGCGUGUGUGUGAGAGAGAAGCGAGAAAGGCAAUUAAACAAACCAACUUACAAAUAAGAAACAUACAGUUAAAAGAACUGUAGUGGAUGUAUGUGUAUGUUGACGUGUGUACUGUUUGUCAUUGUUAAAUUUUUUUUACUUGAGAGCUGCCUCUUCAUGCUCUGAACUGUUCAGAAAUCUGUAACACCUGACUUGAUGCUGUUUUUUGCUGUUCUUCUAGGUAUUAAACUGAAUUCUGAAGGGAC
This is a messenger RNA of Notolabrus celidotus (New Zealand spotty), 3745 nucleotides long. It is a transcript of the gene rnf20, whose product is annotated as ring finger protein 20, E3 ubiquitin protein ligase. Gene Ontology annotation, molecular function: ubiquitin protein ligase activity; metal ion binding. Gene Ontology annotation, cellular component: nucleus; HULC complex. Lineage: Eukaryota; Metazoa; Chordata; Actinopteri; Labriformes; Labridae. Bases 146 to 3220 code for a protein of 1024 amino acids. The transcript has 22 exons. The record is from RefSeq and is a predicted model, not a curated record.